Molecule: messenger RNA, 2124 nt
Organism: Amphibalanus amphitrite
Lineage: Eukaryota; Metazoa; Arthropoda; Thecostraca; Balanomorpha; Balanidae
Product: peripherin-2-like
Exons: 9
Coding region: 254-1498 (414 amino acids)
Cellular component (GO): membrane
Source: RefSeq, a predicted model, not a curated record
ACUGUAUUCACUCAACAAAAUGACGAUUAUUCAGGGUUUGUGCUUAAUCAUUGUACCAUGCAAGAUGCCCUUUUUCGAUAUUGACGAAAAGUAUAGCUGCUAAUAUCAUUUUCAUUUUUAAUGGCUUAAACGUCACUGCAAGAUGAAACGCUACAAAAAUUAGAUAACAAUAGAGUUUGUGAAAUGAAAAGAGAACUCUGUCCACCUAUAGACCCGUUAUAAUCGAUUCCAAGCAUUUGUUUCAAAAGGAAACAUGUCAUCAUCUCAGACACGUGGAUGUCCUCCAAUCGAGAUUUCUGAAAAAUCACGGCAAUGCAUAUCUUUUUCAAUAAUUCUUCUGAGUCUUCUGCUAUGCCAGGUGGGACUGGCGCUGCUGGCGCUGAGUUUCUACGUGAGACCGUACCUACAGCGUCACCAUUUGGUGACGGGUCAGAAGGUCAACUCAGACCUGUUCCCCUACGGGCUGAUCGCUGCCAGUGCAGCCACACUCAUAUCCAGUUGUCUGGCUGUUAUGUCCGGCGUGUCUGCCAGACAGCGCCGUAAGACAGGUCGCCGGGCAGCGGUCCAGUUCGGCUACUUCUACUUAUUUAUCGAAUUUGCGACCACUGCCUACCUACUUGCCAUCGGAAUCGUUUUCAUAUUGCAGUUGGACUCGUUUCAGGCGGCCUACCAGCGCGGCUUCUCGCGCGCCAUGUGGCGCUACAUGCAGAGCCAGCCGCUGAAGGAGUAUCUGGACGGCGUGCAGCAGGACUUUGGCUGCUGCGGUGCCCUCGGCUUCUCCGACUGGUUCGUUGUCGACUGGUACCCGCGCGACCUGUACAGCACUCGCUACAGGACAGCCGCCAAACAGCGCUCCAGUCUGGCCAAAAAGGCGUUCCUGGCAAAAGAUAAAUAUCCUGACUCAUCAUCCCUGAUUGAAUCGUUUUCCAUGGACUCUUAUGGAACGGAUGCCCACAUGGAAAAGGUGGCGAAGGCGAUGGACUAUGAGUUUGUGCAUGGCGAAUACACCUCGGCGCUGCUGCACAUGAAGACUGGGGUGCCGUUCGCAGAGGUACCGUUCAGCUGCUGUGACCCGUCGGCGCCCACCUGGUGCCACCAGAUGUACGCCACGUACCCCUGGUACAACUACGAGCCCACCAGGAGGCUCAGCAUUCACGCCGUCGGCUGCACCUACAAGGUGAAGGCGUUUCUAUCGGGGACGGUGACAUGGCUGGUCGCAAUCCUGUUCUGCACAAUGGCUUUAAAAGCAAUAGUUAUGAUACUCUACAGAUACGUCCAGACGUCGCUGCAAACGGCGCUGGACGCCGGGCGCCAUCUGUCGCCGGCCCUGGGAUAUUUAGUUCCUCUGCCGGCUCUGCCGGCCGCUGGUGGCGCUGUGGAUAGCGAGGAAAAGGAGCCACUUCUGGACAGCGAGGGUGACAGCGGCACAACCGAUGGGACUCUAGACGACGAAACAGCCGACCAAAUGGAUGAAGAGGACGAUGACACUGAAGCAUAGUCUCAGCGGCAGUCGAAGUCAUCCUCAGCUCAGAUGACUGCGUCAGCGGAACUGGCUUGGAGCUGCAUGGUGAACGCUAUGGACUGUAGGACAUCUCGGAGCGCAGCGAUCUGGUUACUUGAUCUUCGUCGAUGCUCUUCUGUAUCUCGUUUUCUUUUGACGGAAGCGAGUUCUUACUGCUAGGGACUCAGGUCAGAGUAUCGGGUGUUAAACGGCGUUGAUCUGUUGUUGGUGAUCCGUUGAUCUGGGUUGAUGUUCCAGACGUAUGGUGCGCGUUUGCUGUAAUGUAGUGAAACGUGUCGUUGUGUGAAUGAGCCGAAAGUGUUGUCUACUCGACCAAAGCGGCUUGUUGCUAGUGUAAUGAAGUAGAACGUACCUUUAGUUGCCUUAUUUGUGCAAAAGAUAAAAAAAAUGAUUAGGAUCGUCUUUCUCUUUUCAAGCAGGAGCGUUUUUCUCUUAUGAAUGGCUCGCACAAAAUAAAAAGUCCAAUGCGACAGUGUUUUACCUUUUAACCUGUAUUUAUAUUUUGUCAUCAGUAUUUGUAUAUAGGCUGUGACUCUGUCGCAUAAGGCCUCUAAUUUGAUAAUAAAAACGGUCUAAGUUUUUUUAAUGGUAAACCAAAAGCC